Ricinus communis (castor bean) is the source of this 1727-nucleotide messenger RNA. RefSeq lists its product as uncharacterized. The record is from RefSeq and is a predicted model, not a curated record. Bases 220 to 1566 code for a protein of 448 amino acids. Lineage: Eukaryota; Viridiplantae; Streptophyta; Magnoliopsida; Malpighiales; Euphorbiaceae. The transcript is spliced from 2 exons.
UCUCUCUCCUCCUCUGUUAUUAAAUUAUUCCAAUCACUAACUCUUAUAUAUCUUCCUCUUCUUCAAAAGCUCCAUCUCCCUCCUCUCAACAUCAAAGGGAAAAAGAAAAAGGAAAAAGAAACCACCACCACUGGCACCACCACAGGCGGCGGCGACUCUACCUUGAUCACUACUCAUCAUCACAAUUAGAAAGUUACAAUCUUUUUGUAUCAUAACACAAUGGAUCCGUGCCCAUUUGUACGGAUCCUAGUAGGUAACCUGGCUAUUAAGUUCCCAACUAGUUCAAGAUCCUCAGUUUCAAGAAGUACAAGUUCAUGUUUUUGCAAAAUCAAGCUCAAGAAUUUCCCUACCCAACAAGCAACCAUCCCACUAUUACAUCAACAAGAACCACAAGCCCAAAGCCAAGAAAACAAUUAUUGCAUAUCAAAUUCUUUAGCAGCAUGUUUCAAUCUUGACAAGACCCAAAUCAAUAAAAUAACAUCUUCUACAAGACCCACAAGUUUGAUUCUCGAAAUCUACACUGGGGGUGAGGCUACAUGUGGGUUUAGCAAUGGGAAGCUUCUGGGUAAGGUUACCGUUCCACUUGACCUGAAAAAAGCUGAGUCUAGGCCUUGUGUUAUACAUAAUGGAUGGAUUGGUAUUGGAGAGAAGAAUAAGGUGGAAUUUUAUUUGUGUGUUAGAGCUGAACCUGAUCCAAGAUAUGUGUUUCAGUUUGGUGGUGAGCCUGAGUGUAGUCCUCAGGUUUUUCAAGUUCAAGGAAGUGUAAGACAAGCUGUUUUUACUUGCAAGUUCAGUUUGAGGAAUCCUGGAGAUCGAAAUUUAGGACAAAGGCAAUCUAUGUUAGAACCAAGCACAUCAAGAAAUUGGCUGCCUUCACUUGGAGCUGAAAAAGACCAAUCGGUUAAAGAAAGAAAGGGAUGGACAAUUACAAUCCACGAUCUUUCUGGCUCACCAGUUGCAAUGGCAGCAAUGGUCACUCCAUUCGUACCAUCCCCUGGUUCGGACCGCGUCAGCCGGUCCAACCCUGGGGCCUGGCUAAUCCUGCGCCCGUCACUAGGUACAUGGAAGCCAUGGGGCCGGCUAGAGGCAUGGCGCGAACAUCCUAAGACCAAUGAGCUAGGCUACCGCUUCGAAUUAAUACAUGACACAGCCACUGCCACCCCUACCACUACCACUCUGGUCAAUUCAUUAGUAAACUCUAAGAACGGAGGCAAAUUCACUAUUGACACCACCAACAGUGUGACUACCCCGGUGUGCAGCCCGCAUAGCAGCUGCGAUUUCGGAUCCGGAUCAGGGUCCGGGUCGUGGUCGGGAUCGGAAUUCGGAGCAGGGCUAUUCUCACAGUUUCUGUACAGGGGAUUCGUCAUGUCAUCAACCGUAAAAGGCAACAGCAAUUGCAGUAAGCCAGAGGUGGAAAUUGGGGUGCAGCACGUGAAUUGCACGGAGGAUGCGGCUGCCUUUGUGGCACUAGCAGCAGCGAUGGAUCUAAGCAUGGAUGCCUGCAGAUUGUUUUCUCAAAAGCUAAGGAAAGAACUAAGGCAGCAGAGUCAGAGUUUUGUCGUUUGACGCCGGAUUGAUUUGUCGUUUUGGGGGAUGAGUCGGUUAAUUAGUAGGUUGUUUUGUUGGAGGUUCAGGAAAUUUUAUUUUUUAAUUAUUUUUCUGUGUACAGUGAGGAAUGACAAAGCAGGCUUUAUAUAAUAAUAUUAUAUUAUAAAAUGAUUAACUAA